AUGUCAGAGGAAAACAAUCAAGGUUCGCCAAUGAUCAAGCUAAGCACCGACCAAAGCUUCCACUUCGAAAUCCUCCGCGCCGUCUCCAUCGCCCCCUACCAAGGCGCCGACCUUGGCGAGGUUCUCACAGCCGCCGCCAAGAUCAAGCCCGGCGACUUUGAGAGCUACUACACUGCCUUCCACGACCUUGCCGUUCGUGUACACAAUCAAGCCGACAAGAUCGACGUGGCCAAGUAUCCCGUUUCAGCGAGGUCGGCGUUCUUUAGAGAAGCUACGUAUCUUCGCACCUCUGAGUUCUUCCUCCACGGAAACUGGGAGGACCCGCGCAUCAACUCGGUUUGGAAGAGGCACAGGGCGGCCUUUGAUAAGGCUAUUGCGCUUCUUCCUGUUCCUGGGCAGAGGGUGACGCUCAAGGCUGACGGGUUCGACGUGCCGGCCAUCUUCUAUGGUUGUGGGCAACCCGGCCGCCGUGCAACUAUUCUCAUGUGCAGCGGCUAUGACGGUUCUCAGGAGGAGCUGUACCAUGUUGCUGUCGAGGCUGCUCUCGCUCGAGGCAUCAAUGUCAUAACGUACGAAGGACCAGGUCAACCCACUGUCCGCCGAGACCAGAACCUGGGCUUCAUCCACGACUGGGAAAGAGUCGUGUCCCCAGUCGUCGACUACGCCCUGACGAGGGAUGAUGUAGACUCUGACGCCAUUGGUCUUUGGGGCUACUCUCUAGGCGGAUAUCUCGCCAUUCGUGCUGCGGCCUUUGAGCCACGCAUCGCCGCCGCCAUGGCCAUCGACGGCGUCAGCGACUUUGGCGAGGCGAUUCUCCAAAAGUUCCCCCCCGAACUGCUCAACCUUUACAAGGCCGGAAACAAAGAGGCCGUUGACCAGGCCGUAGUGUCUGCCGUGUCGAAUCCCGAGGCGCCGACUUCUUUCCGCUGGGCCAUCGAGCAGGGCCUAUGGGCGUUCAACACCAAGUCGCCAUAUGAGUGGGCGACAAAGUGCAUGGAUUAUAAGCUGGGUGAUGCGAUUCACAACAUCAAAGUCCCGUUCUUCGUGGCUGAUGCGGAGAAUGACGAUUUGUUGCCUGGGCAGGCAAAGAUUGUUGCCGAAACGGUGGGAGAGCGGGCGACGUAUCAUUUGUUCACUGCUGAGGAUGGAGCGGGUGAGCAUUGCUCUAUUGGCGCGGCUGUGCUCCAGAACCAGGUUGUGUUUGACUGGUUCCAAGAGGCGGUGUCUGGAAGCAAGGCUUGA
Messenger RNA from Trichoderma aggressivum f. europaeum, 1242 nucleotides. RefSeq lists its product as uncharacterized. Lineage: Eukaryota; Fungi; Ascomycota; Sordariomycetes; Hypocreales; Hypocreaceae. The record is from RefSeq and is a predicted model, not a curated record. The transcript has a single exon. Bases 1 to 1242 code for a protein of 413 amino acids.